GCUACACUUCGAGCCAUGGGUCAACCGAAAUGCUCAUCCACCUUCGAUAUACACGUCUGCUCUCGAAUGCAACCGCCUUAUCACGCUGUAUGUUUUCUCGCUACCUCCCCCUCUACAGUGAAGGGUUCCAGGCCUGGAAAGAACGUACAGUUGACGGAAAAUGAGAUCCGCGGUCUGUGCCUCAAAUCCCGGGAGAUCUUCCUCAGUCAACCCAUUCUACUGGAACUCGAGGCACCGCUAAAGAUUUGUGGUGAUGUCCAUGGCCAGUACCACGACCUGUUGAGGUUGUUUGAGUACGGUGGAUUCCCCCCGGAGAGCAACUACCUGUUCCUGGGCGACUAUGUGGACAGAGGCAAGCAGUCCCUGGAGACCAUCUGUCUGCUUUUGGCCUACAAGGUCAAGUACCCAGAGAAUUUCUUUCUGCUGCGAGGCAAUCACGAGUGUGCCUCCAUCAACCGGAUAUAUGGCUUUUAUGAUGAAUGCAAAAGGCGGUAUAACAUCAAGCUGUGGAAGACGUUCACAGACUGCUUCAACUGCCUACCUGUCGCUGCCAUUGUUGAUGAAAAGAUCUUCUGUUGCCAUGGAGGCUUGUCUCCAGACCUGCAGUCCAUGGAGCAGAUUCGGCGCGUGAUGCGCCCCACAGACGUGCCCGACCAGGGGCUCCUGUGCGACCUGCUGUGGGCCGACCCCGACAAGGACGUGACGGGCUGGGGCGAGAACGACCGCGGCGUCUCCUUCACCUUCGGCGCAGACGUGGUCGCCAAGUUCCUGCACAAGCACGACAUGGAUCUCAUCUGCCGUGCCCACCAGGUGGUGGAGGACGGCUAUGAGUUCUUUGCCAAGCGUCAGCUGGUCACACUCUUCUCUGCCCCCAACUACUGCGGGGAGUUUGACAACGCCGGAGCCAUGAUGAGCGUGGACGAGACACUCAUGUGCUCAUUUCAGAUUCUGAAGCCUGCCGAUAAGAAGCUGUUCUCCUACAGCGGGGGAGGGGGCUUUGGGGCCGGCCGGCCCGUAACCCCGCCCAGGAACUCGGCCAAGGCCGGCAAGGCCAAGAAAUGAUCCGGUCUCCUCCACUCGUCCUCUUCUCCACUCCUCUGCUCUACCUCUCCUCCUCCUCCUGACCUGUACCUGUACCUCUCCUGAUCUCUUCCUCCUCCUCCUCCUCCUUUCCCCCUGCUCUUCCUCCUCUUCUCUCGGACACCAAAAUCCCCCUGCUAAGUAGCCGAGUCGGACCUGCAGCCGGCCCGGCCUCGCCCCGCACCCGGCCCGCACCCGGCUCCGCUCCGGUUCUGAUUCGGCUGCAGUCUGGGUCUGUGCAGUCUCUCCAGGGCUCCACCUUUUUAUUUCUCUUUGUUCCUUGAGCUGUUUUCUCAAUAAAUUCAUAGUGUGUGUG
This is a messenger RNA of Clupea harengus (Atlantic herring), 1396 nucleotides long. It is a transcript of the gene ppp1cab, whose product is annotated as serine/threonine-protein phosphatase alpha-2 isoform-like. The record is from RefSeq and is a predicted model, not a curated record. The coding region runs from base 16 to 1062 and encodes 348 amino acids. NCBI's taxonomy places the organism in Eukaryota, Metazoa, Chordata, Actinopteri, Clupeiformes, Clupeidae. Gene Ontology annotation, cellular component: cytoplasm; nucleus. Gene Ontology annotation, molecular function: protein serine/threonine phosphatase activity. The transcript has 6 exons.